CUCGUCGCUAGCGUGACGGACCUCCGCAGAUGCGCUCCGCACGCUUGAUCUAUUCCAUUCUUUGCUCUUCUCUGGUCCACAGCAGCUCAUUGCCCGCUCAGCGCCAGCAUACUACACGACAAGCGACAUCUCUGAUCAAUUCGGAGAAAAGCCUGGUAGGCGCACCUGGCCCUGUUCCAUUUUUCGAUCGUCAGCGCUAUACAAUCGGAGUCUGGUACGAUGCGACGUGCCGACCGAGCACCAUACUGCCGUUCAAACUGCAAAGGUCACCCGCUAAUCCUUAUAUCAGCAAAUUGGUUGUGUUUCGCAACCGAGGCCAACAAGACUGGAAUGCAGAGGAACUUGUUCCCCAUGAGUUCCUGGGCACGUGGAAGGUCGUGGAGCGCUCGACCAGCGGCGUGGUCAUCGUCAUCAGAGUCGAGCUCAGAGAUUACAGCACCGCGCAGCUCACGCGAUGGUUCAGCUGUUGCUCGGCUGCUCUGCAGCUGAAGCUGUACAUCAAUGCCAUUCACGAAGAGGUAGAGCUCCUCGACAGCUCUCUUGAGGUGUACUGUCUGCCCGAUCCCAAGGCAAAAGUUCAGGUGGCAAACUGUGACCUCGCGGCACUUCGGUACCCGAAAGACGUCACUAGCUGUGAUCUGCUACCUCAAUUCGGCUAUACGAUGCCCGCAGGCCAUGACGCUUCGAGAUACUGGCUUUAUCAAGUGGAUGUGACUGCUUCAUGCGCCGCACGCAAAGGGUCAGCUGUGCCUAUUGAGGUCGAAUCGCAAAGACCUAGCCCGAUCGAUGGAAGCGACAAUAUACCCAUACAGUUUGGUGUCCACGUAAGACCCACGGAACACUACGGCAAGGACACUUGGUCCAUCGAAAUGACCGAGAGCCCAGAGGGUCUCGUUACGACGCUCCUCCAGACGGGCUCGACUCGUGAAGGUCCAUCGGCGCAGCUCUUUGGCAGAUUCCUCUUUUUCAAGCCUUAUCAAGAGGAUAUCGAUCGAUGGGCACGAUGUUGCAAGGUUACAGUCAGUAUAAAGUUGUUCGUGCUCGCAGUUUCGGUAGGUAUAGCAAAGCCAAAGAUAGCUAUCUGAUUCGUAACGCAGGGUCAUGUGACGGUCACAUCCAACGAGAUCAAGAUAUACUGCUGGCCGAGCAAGUACGGCGGCGCCGCAGAAUAUUGUCAUCCGGCAGAAAGAUCCGCAUUCCGAGGUAAUCCCGACAUACCGCUUGCAUUCUGUCGUGGCGCCAGUUUACACAUUCAAUCUCGCAGAGCAAACACGCUGCAGGACGGAUUACAUUGCUUUGAAGCAGAUAGAGGAGGCACUCAGUACUAGCUAGAUAGAGCUACGCUUUGCAGGCUUCGAAGCUACAGCGUGUGCUGAAACAAGCUGCAUGCAUCAGCUUGUCGCACUAGCCGCGUCUUCGGAUACAAGUUGAACGUCACUCUCGCACAAGGUAUGUGCUGGGAGCAAGAGUAAGCAAGCACACACAUCAUCCCUGAGGAACGUACGCUUCAUUCGGAGCUCAGAAAUAGCGCUAGCAGGACAGUUCGGCAG
This is a messenger RNA of Mixia osmundae IAM 14324, 1550 nucleotides long. RefSeq lists its product as uncharacterized. The record is from RefSeq and is a predicted model, not a curated record. The transcript has 5 exons. Bases 30 to 1085 code for a protein of 351 amino acids. Lineage: Eukaryota; Fungi; Basidiomycota; Mixiomycetes; Mixiales; Mixiaceae.